This is a messenger RNA of Meriones unguiculatus (Mongolian gerbil), 681 nucleotides long. RefSeq names its product keratin-associated protein 4-6-like. The record is from RefSeq and is a predicted model, not a curated record. Bases 1 to 681 code for a protein of 226 amino acids. NCBI's taxonomy places the organism in Eukaryota, Metazoa, Chordata, Mammalia, Rodentia, Muridae. Gene Ontology annotation, cellular component: keratin filament. The transcript is spliced from 2 exons.
AUGGUCAACUCCUGUUGUGGCUCUGUCUGCUCUGAGGAGGGCUGUGGUCAAGGUUGUUGCCAGCCCAGCUGCUGCCAGACCACCUGCUGCCGCCCCAGCUGCUGUGUGUCCAGCUGUUGCAGACCCAGCUGUUGUCAGUCUGUGUGCUGUCGGCCCAGCUGCUGCAUCUCCAGCUGCUGUCAACCUUCCUGUGGUGGUUCCAGCUGCUGUGGCUCCAGCUGCUGCCGCCCCUGCUGCCGUCCCUGCUGCUGCCUGCGUCCAGUCUGUGGUCAGGUCUGCUGCCAGACCACCUGCUACCGCCCCACCUGUGUCAUCUCCACCUGCCCCCGCCCCAUCUGCUUCCAGACCACCUGCUGCAGGACCACCUGCUGCCGCCCCAGCUGCUGUGUGUCCAGCUGCUGCAGACCCCAGUGCUGCCAGUCUGUGUGCUGCCAGCCCACCUGCUGUCGCCCCAGCUGCUGCAGGCCCAGCUGCUGCAUCUCCAGCUGCUGCCAACCCUGCUGCCGCCCCAGCUGCUGCAGGCCCAGCUGCUGCCAACCCUGCUGCCGCCCCUGCUGCCGUCCCUGCUGCUGCCUGCGUCCAGUCUGUGGUCAGGUCUGCUGCCAGAGCACCUGCUACCGCCCCACCUGUGUCAUCUCCACCUGCCCCCGACCCAUGUGCUGUGCCAUCCCCUGCUGCUGA